Hemibagrus wyckioides is the source of this 3725-nucleotide messenger RNA. RefSeq names its product interaptin-like. The record is from RefSeq and is a predicted model, not a curated record. The transcript has 17 exons. Gene Ontology annotation, molecular function: GTP binding. Bases 113 to 3463 code for a protein of 1116 amino acids. NCBI's taxonomy places the organism in Eukaryota, Metazoa, Chordata, Actinopteri, Siluriformes, Bagridae.
AGGUGAAAGUGAAAGGAGUUUAGCUUGAUGUGCCCGAGUUCCUCUAAAGCAGAAGAUCAAGAAAAUUCCUUAAUAGAAGCCUCAAAGUCUGAAUCUAUAAGAAGAUAUAAAGAUGUCAACUUCAGGUGGUUCCUCAUGGUUCUGGAAUCUUGGGGGAAUCUGGGGGAAAUCUGAAGAGUCAGGGGGUGCCUCUGCAUUUAGGACUGAAAACACAAAUAUAAAGUGUUUGGUUUAUACAACUGGAAAAACACUGGAUUCCCACAAGUACUUCAUAGAUUGUCUUAAAAAACAAGUUCACCUGCAGGAGGUGUCUACAGAGGAUGAGUGUGAUUUCAUUCUGUGUUUCUGCCCGAUUGUGUCACAACCUAGCACUGACAUUGAAGCAGCAAUGAAAAAGCUGCACAAUAUUCCAGACACCAAGCCUGUAGUCCUGGUGGUGCUCCAUCACACGUUUAAUCCAGAGUAUGAUGUACGAGACAGCAACAGAUCUGUAAACAGAGAGAAUAUGAUCACAGUCGACUGUCUGUUCUAUGAAGAUUCUGGAUUACUGCAGUGUCAGAAGAAUAAUGAAGCACUGAACAAAACUUCACAGUAUCUGAAGAAAAAACUACAUAUAAAACUGAAAGGACAAGUGGAAGGUGAAAGGUCAGAGCUGGAGCUGAACACCAGUACAAAUCAACUGGAGACACUGGGUCAGGAGCAGCAGGACAAGAAGAGACAACUAGAGGAGAAAACUGAGUUAUCAGAAACAAAUAAAAACCUUGAAGAGAAAGAGAGUCUUCUAACUGAGAGAGAGACACAGCUAAUAGAAAGAGACAAACAGCUUCAGGAGAAAGACGGACUUCUAGAGGAGAAAACAAAGCAGCUGCAGGAACAAACAGAUCCAGAAUCAUCAGCCCCCAUCAGGAGAAGAAACAGCAAGGAAGUGUUUCCUCCAAAUAUGAGUGGAGAGACUCAGGACUCAGCACCAAUCAGGAGAAGAAACAGUAUGGAGGGAAAUUGUCCAACAAGGGGUGCAUCUGCAUUAAAGACUAAAGAGCCAUAUAUAAAGUUUUGGCUUUUUGUAUCUGGAAGAACACUGAAUUCCCACAAGCACUUCAUAGCUCAUCUUAAAAAACAAGUUCCCCUGCAGGAGGUGUCUACAGAGGAUGAGUGUGAUUUCAUUCUGGGUUUCUGCCCGACUGUGUCACGAUCUGGAACUGACAUUGAAGCAGCAAUGAAAAAGCUGCACAAUAUUCCAGACACCAAGCCUGUAGUCCUGGUGGUGCUCCAUCACACGUUUAAUCCAGAGUGUGUUGUACCAGACAGCAGCAGAUCUGUAAACAGAGAGAAUAUGAUCACAGUCGACUGUCUGUUCCAUGAAGAUUCUGGAUUACUGCAGUGUCAGAAGAAUAAUGACUCACUGGCUGAAACUUUACAAUAUCUGGAGAAAAAACUACAUAUAAAACUGAUAGGACAAGUGGAAGGUGAAAGGUCAGUCAAUUAUUCUAACACAGAUAAAGAGCUGGAAACCAGUACAAAUCAACUGGAGAAACUGGGACAGGAGCUGAAGGACAAGCAGAGACAACUACAGGAGAUGAUGAUUGUAGUGAAACAACAGAAAACUGAUUUAGCAGAAAAAAACAAAGAGCUUAAAGAGAAAGAGAGUCUUCUAACUGAGAGAGACACACAGCUAAUGGAAAGAGACAAACAGCUUCAGGAGAAAGACAGACUUCUGACAGAAAAUACACAAACACUUAUAAUAAAGGACGAGACACUGGAAGAGAAAGAGAAACAGGUCAAAGAAGUAAGAGAAGAAUUGGAAAAAACAAAGAGGAUGUUAGAAAAAAAUCAGACACAUUUGGAAAACAAAGAGAAACAACUGGAGAGUGUGGUGAAAGAACUGGAAACCAGUAAAAACAAACUAAUAGAAAAAGAUGAACAGCUUCAGGAGAAAGACAGACUUCCGACAGAAAAUACACAAACACUGCAGAUGAAAGACGAGACACUGGAAGAGAAGGAGACACUGCUCAAACAGACAAGAGCUGAACUGGACAAAACAAUGAAGGAUUUAGAAGACAGUCAGAGACACAUGGAGGAGAAAAACACACAACUAGAGGAUCUGAACAAACUGCUGAGGGAGAAAGAAACAGAGCUGAAGAACACAGAUAAACAGCUGGAAACCAGUACAAAUCAACUGGAGACACUGGGACAGGAGCUGCAGGACAAUCAGAGACAAAUACAGGAGAUGAUGAUUAUAGUGGAGCAACAGAAAACUGAUUUAGCAGAAAAAAACAAAGAGCUUGAAGAGAAAGAGAGUCUUCUAACUGAGAGAGAGACACAGCUAAUGGAAAGAGACAAACAGCUUCAGGAGAAAGACAGACUUCUAGAGGAGAAAACAAAGCAGCUGCAGGAACAAACAGAUCCAGAAUCAUCAGCCCCCAUCAGGAGAAGACACAGCAAGAAAGUGUUUCCUCCAAAUAUGAGUGGAGAGACUCAGGACUCAGCACCAAUCAGGAAAAACAACAGUAUGGAGGGAAAGCAUCCAACAAUGGUUGGAGAAUUAUCUAUUCCAUAUUAUCCAGCAACAGUUACUGUAGCAGAACUGAGGCUGGUGCUGCUGGGGAGGAUGAGGGCUGGGAAGAGUACAACAGGAAACACCAUCCUUGGUAGAGAGGAGAAGAACCAGGCUGCUACAUCUACAGCUACAUCUACAGUCACCCAGCAGAGUGAGAGCACACAGGGGGAGGUGACUGGGAGGAAGGUGACUGUGGUGGACACUCCUGACUGGUUCUGUCCUGAACUCUCUCUGGAGAAGCUGAGACAGGACGUGGGACACUGUGUCCAUCUGUCUGCUCCAGGACCCCAUGCCUUCCUCCUGGUCAUACCUGUAAUGCAGCCUACAGGAGAGGAGAGAGGGAUGCUGGAGAAAAUGGAGGAGAUCUUUGGAGAGAGAUGUUGGAGAAACACCAUGAUCAUAUUCAGUGUUACUGAUGAACUUCAGAAGAAGAACAUUGAGGAGUUUAUCCAGUCAGGAGACCAGGAGGUCCAGAGACUUGUAGAGAAAUGUGGGAACAGGUUUCACUGUCUCAACAUUAAGGAGAGUGGAGAUGGUUCUCAGGUCUCAGAACUGCUGGAGAAGAUAGAGAAGAUGGUGGAAGGAAGUAGAGAGAAAUUCUACAGCAGUGAGAUCUACCUGGAGACAGAAUCUCAGAUUAGAGCCAUGGAGACAAAGAUCCUGAAGGAAAGAGAAGAGAAAAAAAAGAGAGAGGAGAUGGACAUAAAAGAAACAAUAAAGAAGGAGGUGCAGGAUUCUCUGAGAAAGAUAGAGGGAGUGAUCCAGAAGCAUGAAGGAGACAUCAGACAACUUGAUGACCGAACAACUGAACUGGAGAGAAAGAUGAAAGAAGAGAGGGAUGAAGAGAAAAAGAAAGAACUUGAGAAGAAGCUAAAACAAGAGGUAGAGCAAAGGACAGAAAUGUAAGAGAAGGUGAAGAAACUAAAACAUAAGAGAGAGAGGGAGAGGAGAGAGAUGGAGGAGAGACACAAACAGGAGACUGAAAAGAUCAGGGAGGUGUAUGAAGGAGAGGCCAUGAUGGAGGCAGAGAGAAAGCUCAUGAAACUCAUCCUGCCUGAACUCCAGAAAUAUUUUGUCCUCAAAAACAAAGAUGCAGGAAGAUUUCAGCAGACAGAUGGAGGAGAAGGACAGAGAGCUGGAGAUUCUUAAACAGAAACUUUCAGAGUAA